UUGCUUGAGAUAAAACUGCGGAAUGUUAAUGUUUGACGAGCAGGAAGAAGGGCCUUGACUUCCACACUUCUCGCUCAGAAAGCAGACACAUUCUUUCACUUCUCGUUUUGUUUAUUACUUUGUGAAGACCUUACAAAGGGAUAUUUGACGGAGAACGGAUAAAAGAACACCAUGGAGGUGCUGGUGCUGAUUGACUUUGUGGGCGCUGUGAGUGACGAGCUCACAGUGAGGACAGGGGAUGUGGUCAAAAAUGUCAGCAAGGCCAGCGACGAUGGAUGGCUGCAGGGGGAGCUGAGAGGGAAGAGAGGCAUCUUCCCUGCUAACUUUGUGAAGGAGGUUCCAGUAUUUUUGAUCGGUGACAGCAACAGGGAACCACGAAGUCUCAGAAAAGCAAAGAAGAUGAAACAGAUAAGGAAAUGCGAGGUGGCCUAUGCCUACAAUCCCCAGAAUGAGGAUGAGAUAGAGCUGGUUGUUGGUGAAACCAUAGAGAUCAUCAGUGAGAUUGAAGAUGGGUGGUGGAUGGGGCUGAAAAACGGCAGAUUGGGGGCAUUUCCAUCAAAUUUUGUCAAAGAAGUCUUUGUUUCACCUAAAGAUGAGGGCAAAAUAAGGCCCAAACUAUCUGAUGCCAUGUUCACUAAGGAGCCAUUUAAGAGAGCAAGUGUGAGGAACAAAGCAAAAAAUUCUGUGGAGUGCUGCCAGGCCAUGUUCCACUACACCGCCCAAGCAGAGGAUGAGUUGGACCUGAAAAAAGGAGAUGUUGUAAAGAUACUGAAGAAGGAAACAGGCGAUGAAGGCUGGUGGGAGGGAGAGCUCAACGGGCGCUGCGGCCUCUUUCCUGACAACUUUGUCAUGGUGAUACCACCAAUGGACAGUCUGAAAUCUGGGAUGACAAUGCAGCCGCCGACACGCACUAACACCAAGAAACUUCCAGUGAAUAUGGAUGCUUCAGAAACGGAAAAAGUUGCUCCACCAAAGACAAAAGAUGAUAAACCCGAGCCUAAAGAUCUGAGAAGCAAUCCUCCAACCAAAGUCAAGCUUCCAGCAUUCAACAAGCCCAGUCCACCUCCAGUUAAAGAAAAGCCAAAUAAGGUUGCACUAAACAGAGUCAAUGGCGACCCACCUCCUGUCUCACCAAAACAGAAGAAUGGAGGGGAUGAAUUUGAUGGAAUUGAUGUGCAAACUGAAAAGCUGACUCAUCCUACAGUAAACAGAGCCAAACCACCGCAGAGGAGACCACCCUCAGGCCUGGCCACAGCAGCACAGACUGCAGCAGACCAGACAGAACCGGAUAUACCAACAAAAAAGUUCAACACAGACAAACUUCCUGGCUUGCAAAAGGGCACAGAAAACCUCCUCAUAUCACCUGCAAAGCCUGAACUCCCACCCAAGACACCACCUCCCGUCCAAACGCCACCUCCCAAAGUGGUUGUGGAAAACAAAACUGUGAACCAUAAAGAUGAAGAAACAACUAUGGAAAGCCUGCAGGCAGAGAUUAAAGAGCUGAGGAUGGCUCUUGAGCUUCUUCAGGCACGACAUGAGUGGGUGGAGCUAAUUUUCAGUGUUUAA
Molecule: messenger RNA, 1566 nt
Organism: Menidia menidia (Atlantic silverside)
Lineage: Eukaryota; Metazoa; Chordata; Actinopteri; Atheriniformes; Atherinopsidae
Source: the annotation of a GenBank genome assembly